Molecule: messenger RNA, 6371 nt
Organism: Syngnathus typhle (broad-nosed pipefish)
Lineage: Eukaryota; Metazoa; Chordata; Actinopteri; Syngnathiformes; Syngnathidae
Product: histone-lysine N-methyltransferase 2D-like
Exons: 1
Coding region: 3227-5425 (732 amino acids)
Source: RefSeq, a predicted model, not a curated record
CCAAUUUUUGUUUCCCCAUCUUUGAAUAUUUGCCGUUCUACAGUACAUCCUAUGAUACAGCCUUAUUUCAAAUUUGGAUUCAAUUCUAAAUUUUUUCGGGUCACGGCACCUAUUUUUGCAUUUGGAUGAUAACUUUGUCGCUCCGGUAAUCAUCUCCCGGCAGUAUAUAUUAAAAACAUACGCAAUUAAUUAAGUAUUACAGUCCAAGUGUCAUACAAGUACUCUGUCUGUUGUGCCUUUGAUGAAAUGCCAGGAAGAGUCGGAAGGGAAACAUGGCAAACACCUGUCGUGGGCAUCACGUCCCUCCUCCCUCCUUAUGUCCGCUCCAUCUGCUUUCCCAGCAUGCAUUUUGGCACCAGCGCCAAUGCCCACCAUAGCAUUUGUCCAGAGCUGAGGCACUGGUCGGCGUUGUUUAUAUUUACAACAGUGGAGCGCAAAGAGUUUGUCAUGGUGAUUCCAACAUGUGUUAAUUGGCAAGUUCAACACGAGCGAUUAGACUUUGUAAUGCGCUGUAAUCAAUCAUAUGACAAGCCAAUAUAGUCAUGGAAAACAAAUUGUAAUCUGGCGUAAUGAAAGGCUACGUUGGCGUGGACGCUUCAUUAAAGACUCGGAAUUGAACCAAACCAAAAUACUACUAAUGAGGACAAGCGAUAUCCAAAUUUUAUGCAUGGGGGUAUUUUCCCCCAUCCUUCCUCACAUAUUGGCAUCCAUGUCUGCUAUGAAAUCACCAGAGUGAGAUCUGGUUCUGAUACCAUUAUACCCCCCCCCCCCGUUCUCUCUGGGCUUUUUCCAGGCUCCUGACCAAACAAACCCCCCACCCCAAAUCCUCCCGUUUUCAUAAGCUUUGUGGAGCUGCAGGGAGGAUCUUAGAAAACAGACACAAUGUUGUGUCACAACUGUGCUGCGAAUUUGUGUGCGCUUAGGUUCCUGCACAAAUCUUCUUAACUUCUCCAAAAUAACCUCCUUGGUAUUACAUGAACCUGUUGCCUCCGUGGGUCGAGCCAGAUGCCGCCCACGCCCCCGGGGGAGAUGGAUUAUGGGUAGAAAAGCUGACUUCAAGGAAAAUAUACAGAGGAAUGCGGAUUUGAUGCUGCUGGCAUGGGUGUAUGGUCAUUCAUAUUAUUUUGGGUUAUGUUGCCCUUUCUAUGUCAUACUAGAAAGUAUAGUGGAGUUCACGUUUAGGGGUCAGCCACCAGCAGAGGGCGCAAUUAAUGUAUAUCCUCACACGGGUUGUGGUUGGUGGUCAUUUACUGAGAGUGCAGGCGUCUACAAGAUGUUUUAAAAGGGAUCAAAUGCAUUUUUAGAAUCAAAUUAAAAAGUACAAAAUGGUGGUAGAAAAUGUCAUCCUUCCAUUUUAAAAUAAAAAAAAUCUUUUGUCCAUACACCGCAAUCAUACACGAUUGGACUCGACGCCCUGACAUCAUUCAGUAGGCCACGCCCCUUAAAGGCACAACAGGAGGUACAGUCAUCCCACUUGAUUAAACAAGUGUAUUUCUUUUACAUUCGCUUUUAUCAUGUUUGAAAUGUCUCAUUGAAUAUUGCUGCUCUAUUCAAGUGUCUGCUUGUCACCGCUAGCGUCAAUCACCCGUUCCGUAGCCUCUAUUGAGAAUUUUUCAAAGACAAUUACUGAAUCAGGAUUCGCAUGCGGGGCAGGCGGGCACUUAAUGUUUUCAAAGUGUGUAUUACACUCUAGCUGACAGCGUUAUUCCCCACUGUCAACAGCGCAACUGUAAUUCCAUUUCCAUUUGGUGACUCCUGCCCCUCACUGCCGCAUAAGUCAAAUGAGCGUUUGACAUUCAGAGCAUGCUUUUGUUUCGUGACAGCAUCGAAGACACUUGUAUUUAUUUCUCCUGCGGCAUUGUAUUCAUUUUGAGGCAGCAGGUCAUUUGUAUUCCUUUUCGACAAGGCGGAGGCUUCGGCCACAGCUAGAUUAAUAGAGAUAUUGAAAACAUUGUUUUUACUAAAAGCAAACUUUUCAGAAUCUGACCAUAUUAUUAAAAAGAGUUCAUGAACAUUCAACACAACCUAGUCUGCUCAAUAAAAUAAGUGUAAGAUUAUUUUUUUACAUAGGUAGAAAAAAAUAGGUUAUUGACGCGGGUAUACCACAAAAGCACCCCGCCCCCAUUCACUGCGCUUCCUGUGUUUUUGUAUUGAUUAUAGAGGUACUCUAAGUGGAAAACAUACAAUUUCGAGGAUUUAAAGUAUGCAAAUGUAUCCCGUGACGUCUUUAAAUGAUCAGUAAUACUCACAGGAUAUGCAUUAAUGCAAACCUUUUGUCAAUUUGAUGCGACCUUUUAACCCAUAUCUUAUGCAUAGGGAAGCCCUAAAUAACUCUUAGUAGGGCAGCGAACACGAGCUACAGAGGCACCCAGGUUGAUUGCGGACCAGUUGCGCGGAGGCUCUGCAGCUAGCAUGAGGCCCGAAGGAUUAGUGUCCAAUCAGAGUGGAUUUUACAUUUACUGACAGCACACUGGACUUAGUAGAGGGAAUCGUAUUUGUUUCAAUAACGCCGCGAGUCAGCGCCCCGCCUCUGUCGGGAAAACGGACGGCUAAAACCUGUUGGCGACGCAUUACUAGCGACAGGUAGGUGAAACUUCAGAGGUGGGUGAGGGCUCUCGGAGGCGGGUGGGCUCCGGAUCAUUGACCCAAUCAGUCGCCGUCGUCGUGGACAGCCGGUUGUGGUGCACGUGACGUCACUGCCGAGUGGAAUUAAACAGGCUUUAUUUGGUUGUAAUCCCUGGUAGCAAUCGGCGGGGCGAGUAAAAUGUACCAAAGAAGGGAGAGAUAAAUCCUAUUGGAUUAGUACAAGCCCGUCCCUACAUCUAACCCAACCCAUCCCCUCCUUUUCAUUUGUUUUUUUAAUCGACAUUUGGUGGCUCAAUCAUGUAUCCGGUCUCAGCGUAGACUUGCGUAGGUGUGUACAGUGUUUGUGUGGUUUGUAGUGUGUUCACGUGCGGUGUCCUCUUUCCAAGGCAGCAUAACCGGAGAUAAAUUAUUCAAGGACUAUCAGCUGGAGAGGGAGCUCACCUGAUAGCACGGACAUACAGUAUUACAACCGGAUAUCAGGUCAAACCGCACAACGUUUCCUGCUGGUUCCUUAACUACCUCAUUCCGUGACGUCUUUUGCUGCUACUGCCCACGAAGACCUUAACGAGACAAGAACCGACACAAGCGGAAUACUUUGCUUUUGUGCGGUACGUCUUCUGUUUUUCUGCAUUUUUCUCAAAUGCUUGUCACCAACAAACAGUUAAGUCUCGGUCGCUCCCACAGUUGGGACACUUUAGGGGGGAAUGAGGGUCAGUGGGACAGGGCUGAGAGUGUCUACGAGCAGCAGGCAAGAGUAGCUGGCCGACGUAGCUCUCUGUCAUACGGAGAGGGGGGAGGAGGGUGGUACGAAACUCCCGCAGGGGUGCGUCCCCCUGACCUGGAUUUGAAGCGUGAUCCGUAUUCCUAUCAAGACUACGGACCCGUUUACCCAGGGGGUCUGAGGAAGAGCUCAGUGCCAGACCUAAACCACUACGAACGAGCAACUAUGGCUCACAGAGGAUCCAUUCCACAUCAAGAUUACUACCCUCACGAUCCGGCCAUGACUCCUCGUGCACCUGAAGCCUUUUACCGGCCUGAGCACCAGCCUCCGUCACCUCAUCCGCUCAGCAGGUCGGGUUCUCAUUUUGGCCUGGCGCCCAUGGCUCGUGUUGGGUGGGAUCAACCUCAGAGCGCAAGAGGGGGACCUCAAGCCCCCCAGUCAAAUUUACCUCCCCCUCCGACUACUCCAACUUACAGGGAAUCUGGUGUUACUAAGAUGAUGCCCGACAGUCAGCGCAGACCCUCUCGGGAUACGUCUCCUGGUCAUUACAGCGUGGAACACGCCUCUCCUCGGUAUGCAAAUGAGCCCCCGCCUCUGGCCAGUCAAUCUGGCUAUACCGAUAGUCGCCCGUUGGAUCCGCAGCAGCAGCAGCAGCAGGGUGCGACUUGUCUAGUGGUGGAUCCUUCCAGUCAAGGUGGGAUAAUGAGGCAGGAGACAGCCUCGGCCUAUUCAAUCCAGCAGCAACAACUGCAGCAGCAACAACUGCAGCAGCAACAAUUGCAGCAGCAGCAACUGCAGCAGCAGCAACUGCAGCAGCAGCAGCUACAACAGCAACAACUGCAACACCAACAACUGCAGCAACAACAAAUACAGCAGCAGCAGUUACAGCAGCAACAACUCCAUCAGCAGCAGCAGCUUCAGCAGGAGCAGCUGCACCUGCAACAGUCUUUGCCGCCUCCUAACAUCAUCCCCGAACCGAAACUUCCUGUGGCGGCUCCGCUUCCUCCUGCUUCCCCCGGCCCAUUACAGACCGCCACAGUUGUCCCGGUUGCACCCGCCCCUGUCCAGGCAAUGCCAACUCCAGCCCCUCAACCUCCCGUUGCCCUUCCCGCCCCUCUGCCUACGGUCCCGCAGACACCUUUACCCGUGGAUCCGAAGAGGACGGUGGAUCCCGAGUUUCUUGCCUUAUUGCGAAAUGAGGGCAUCUCUGAGAGCACCAUCUCCUCGCUCAUCCAGCAGGGGUUUGACUCCACUAGCAUGCUGACUGUCAUGGAGGACAACGACGUACGCACAGUGGCGCCCAACCUCGGCCAGGCACGGGUACUUUCUCGAGUGGUCCACAACUACAAGCGGCCCACUGAAGCGCCACCGCCUCCCUCUCAGCCCCAGACGCCCAUGCGGGGUCGUUCUAAUAGUUUUAGCCAUCGCUCGGACGUCUAUCACCAGCAGCAGCACCAAGCUUUCCAUCCUCCGCAGGCUUUGAAUGUCGACCCUCACCUGAUCCCCUCGCAGACACCUGGGGCCAUGCAGACCAUCUCGCCAAGGAUGGGAGAGGUAAUAGGCAGAAGGCCCAGUAGUGCGCCUUCUCAGCAGCUCCUGGAAGCCUCCGGAGGUUACCCAGGUCAAUCGCCUCGUACCCCGGGCCCGUAUGUCGGUGCUUUGUUGCCCGUUCAGUCAAGACCGAUGUCUGCAUAUUCCAUGCAAGGGUUGCCCGUUCAGGGUAUGCAGAUCAUGUCGCAACAGAUGAGUGGCUCCAUGCCUGCUAUACCUGGUUCCAUCCACCCCAUGCCAGGUAUGCCCCAGCAGAUGCCAGUCUCCAUGCCAGCUUUACCUCAACCGCAACAGCAGGUACCCAAGGCAUACUCUACCAAUUACACGGUACCUAUGGAGCUCAUGAAGAGGGACCGGAGCUUGUUGCCCAUGUCACCCAUGCAUAGCCCUUACCCGAAUCCCCAGCUGGUACGUAAGGCUGGAGGACCAGCAGGAGACAAUGCCCUGGUUCCUGUAGGAGGCCCCAAUCAAGGACAAGGGGCUAUGGUUGCUAACCAGAAGCUAAGUCGCCGCACCGGUCCACCAGUCAUCGUGUCCACUAUGGCAUCUCCAGACACAAGUAAAUAGUCUUCUACUAUAUUCCAUCUUCAGCUGUUAUUCAUCCCUUCGUCCUGCCUGGUUUUCGCAAUUCCACUUCAUUCCUGCGUGCAGCCCGGCAUGUUGGCCGAUAUCUUUAAUUCAUUGGGACUUUGAGGCAUUGCUUUGUUAAUUUGCAUUUGUUACGGUCCACAAUCGUUCGCCACAGUCUCCGAGCGAGGAUUUAUUUCUCAUUUCACUCUCAUUAGUGUGUAACACUGUCAAUAACUGAAGCAAACAGCAGCACGGGGCUGCUUUUAGGCAACCAUACUGUGUAAUCGGCUCCGGCAAUGAGUACAUUGCACAAUGGCAGAUGUCGUAUCACUGUUAAAUGCAGAGAGGUCUCACCCCCCCACCCCCAACUCAUGCUGUUGUAAACAUGCAUGUCUUAUCCCAUUAUGAUAAUGAGACUGUUGCCCGGAAAGACUUUUAGGCUAUGCGCUAAACAACCUACCUACACUAGCCCAACUUGCUGCACACUGACAUGCAUCCAAUAUACAAAUAAGAGCAGACUUUUCAUUUCCCCUUUGCUCAUUUUGGGUGGUAGCAUCCGAGUAUAUUUUAGUGGUGAAUGAUAACGACUUGGUCUCGCGGCAUGGCUGCGCUGAUAAAAUCAAAUUACAGCGCUGAUGGCCGACGUGUCGUUGUCUCUCCGCACGCCAUAGUGACAAGACAGAGGGGAGGUUUAAUCCUUUUACAUUCUGCCUUUCCACUCUCGCACUAAUCCACAAAUACUGUCAUUCUGUCAGAGUCUGCACACAGCCAUGAUGUUGACACUGAGGCACUGCAAAAGAUUUCUUAAUUAAGCUGAUUUUAUUGUCUUUGUGAUGAUGAAGUGAAAGAGAGCGAGGGUAUUACGAGACCCCCUCCGGGCCUCUCUUUUCAAUCAAACGCCGGUGACAUUCGCGCAAUAUUACGCAAUAUUAACCUCUUCACU